UCGGUAUUGUUUUGAAUUUCGCGCCGUUCCCACUUUUAUACUCCGAUACUUGUGACGUCACGUCUCGUGAGAGUGAAGCGCAGUAAUGGCGGCUCCAAAACCAGGAAGUGACUUGAAAUUACACUUUUAUUUAACGAUUUUAAGCAACAAACACAUUAUGAAAGGAUAUUUCGGGAAUAUUUCUCUCCACUACCGGAUCGAACUGAACGUUCCUCUGUCGCGACACUUAGUGAUUUCUUCGAGGAAGUUUCAAAACUGUUACAUAGUUACAUGAUCUACAACGGUUUGUAUGUGCUAAUGACAUUCAAGUUGGAGCAUGUAGUUACAACAUUCCAAAACGCCCUUGACAGGUUGCAAAUUGUUAUGAGACAUGUCAACAGAAUUAGGACAAGGAUACCGGUGGGACUGUAUGAACCUGUUGAAAAUUCUUUGCUGCAGGUGAUCCAUAUAUUGAGAGAAUACAUCCACCAACAGCAAACUGCUGAUGUACCAACACAACCUGACUUGGGUGCCAACGAAACAAGUUCAACUCUGUGUUCAAGAAUUGCUGGUACUCAACCUGGGGCCUCUGCAUAUGACAUAACUGCUUCACAGUUGCAUACCUUGUUUUCGUUAGGAUUUAGUGUUACGGAGAUUGCUAAAAGUAGAUUACUGGGUACAAGCUGUCGCCAAACUAUAUAUAACCAUAUGUCAAAACACAACAUUGCAAAAGUACGCCAGAGAUACACUAAUAUAUCUGAUGAAGAGCUGAGAGAUGUUGUAGCCGGUGUAAUGAAGUAUUUCGACCCCCGUAGAAUAAUGACCCCCCGGUCAUUAUUCUAUAGAAAAAGUGACCCCCCGGUCAUAGUAUUAUGACCUCCAGAUCAUAGUACUAUGACUCCCCCACGUGAAGUAAACUGAACCUCACGAAGAAUAUUGACUCCCAUAAAAAAAACGACCCCCGGUCAUUUAGUCAAAUUUAGUGAUAACUCAUGUAUCUAAGACCUAAUUGCUGCAUUUUAUGCCCCCACUCGGGGGACGGGGCAUAUAGAUUUGCCCUCGUCCGUCCGUCCUUCCGUUUGACCAUUAGCCCCAGAUACCAUCACUUGACAUAGAAAUCAGAGCAUUCCGCAACUGGAAAAGGGAUUCUAUUUCUAGACGCUGUAUCUCGGUGUAUACAUUUUUUUUUCAGGAAAAUAACAAUUCACAAUACGUUCACAAAACACACCAGUGUCAAUAAUCCCUGCAAACUUCGGUAUGAAGCAAUUCUUCAGAAGAAAACUGCACAAGAAACUGCUAGCAUAGAACUUAGUAUUAAUAGAAGUUGCAAUCCUUAGCAGUGGCAGUAAAGUACGGUAGCGGCAACAAUAGAAAGUAGUAGUAGUAGUAGUAGUGGCAGUGGUAGUGGCAGUUGCAGUAGCAGCAGCAGCAGCAGCAUCAGAGGAAUAAGUGACAGCAACAACAGCAGCAGGAGAAGAAGAAGUAGAUGUACAAGACAUAUUAGUGGAAGCAGGUAUAGUAGUAUCAGUAGUAGCAUUUGUAGUAGUAGUAGUAGAAGUAGUAGUAGUAGUAGUAAAAGAAGAAGAAGUACAUGUAGUAAUAGCAAUAGAAGUAGCGGCACCAGUAGUAGUAGUACAAUCAAAAGGUUAACUACUGGCAAUGGAGGGUAUUAGAGUUGUAGAUCUAGUAAAAUUGUCCGUUUGGUUUGAUGGGGAUCACUUUUUAAUAGAUAUUUUCGUCGAAAGUCUUUUUAGGAGUCGGUGUUUUACACGGAAAGAGUAACUUUUUUAAAUAGAAUAAUGUCCGGGAAUCGAUAUUGUAUGAGAGUUCGAAUGUAGUAAUUUCAGCAGUGAGUGUUUUACAUGGAAGGAGUCACUUUUUCUAUAGAAUAAUAACCGGGGUCGUUAUUCUAUGAGAUUCGAAGGGAGUCAUCUUUAGGGAGUCAGUAUUUUACUUGGAGGGGUCAGUUUUUCUAUAGAAUAAUGACUGGGGGGUCGUUAUUCUAUAGAGUUUUCGAAGGGAGUCAGUUUUUUAUAAAGGGAGUCAAUAUUUUACAGGAAAGGAGUCACAUUUUCUAUAGAAUAAUGACCGGGGGGUCGUUAUUCAAUGGGGGUCGAAAUACUUCAUUACACCGGCAUAAAUCUAGAAAAUCCUAACUCUGGUAGCGAAGAGGUUACUGCAAUCCUUCGUACACGACACCCACCAAUAAUUACCCAAAGAAAUGGAGUUCAAGCUGCUUUGAGAGAAGCUGAUCCUGUUGGAACAGCUUCACGUUGGUCAAGAGUUAUUCAACGCAGGCGGUAUUCCGUUCCUUCACCAAAUGCAGUGUGGCAUUUAGACACCAAUCAUGCAUUAAGAAGGUGGCGAUUUGUUGUCCAUGGAGGUAUUGAUGGGUUUUCAAGGCUUGUUACUUUCCUGAGAGCCUCAUCAAACAAUCGAGCCAAGACCAGUUUCGUCUUCUUUCUUCGAAGUGUUGCUGAUCAUGGUCUGCCUAGUCGAAUACGUACAGAUAAUGGUGGAGAGUAUGUACAUGUUAGACGUUUUAUGAAUACAGAAUUGGGACCAAAUAGGGGAAGUGCUAUUAGCGGCCAGUCUACACACAGUCAAAGAAUUGAACGCUUAUGGAGAGAUGUCUUUACCAAAGUGUUGGAUAAAUUUUAUAAACUAUUUUAUCAUAUGGAAGAUUACAAACUUUUAGAUAAAAACAAUGAAAUUCAUGUAUUCGCUUUGCAUCACACAUUUUUACCACGGAUCGAUGCUGAAUUAACAAGCAAAUUCGAUGAAUUGGUAUCCCCCGCCAAAAGGGUUUAUGGUGAGGAAUGGCAAAAAAAUAUAUCCGGCAAAAAGUUAAGGAUGUUAAUAAGAAGCAAAUAAUUUCAUUAGUCAAAAUCAAUUUAACAGAAAACAAAUGUUUAAUUAAAGAGUACAUAAUAAAUGUAUGAUACUUUGAUCCUGACUAAAGAAUUUAUUUUGAAUGGGAUAUGCUUACUGUAAUAA
Mercenaria mercenaria is the source of this 2976-nucleotide messenger RNA. RefSeq lists its product as uncharacterized. Bases 2086 to 2853 code for a protein of 255 amino acids. The transcript has 5 exons. Gene Ontology annotation, molecular function: nucleic acid binding. The record is from RefSeq and is a predicted model, not a curated record. Gene Ontology annotation, biological process: DNA integration. NCBI's taxonomy places the organism in Eukaryota, Metazoa, Mollusca, Bivalvia, Venerida, Veneridae.